AUGGCGGAAAUCAAAGGCUCAACCCUCAACUUCACCCAAAUCUACCAAGACAACUCCUGGGGCGACUCGGAGUCGCGCUCCGGCCAUGGCUCCAAUAUGACACAAACGGCGCACAUCCGCGCAGCUCUGCCCUCACUCUUCACCGAACUCGGCAUCCAGUCCAUCCUCGACAUCCCCUGCGGCGAUUUCCACUGGAUGCAGCAUGUCACUUCACAAUCAGGCGCAAACAUGCAGUAUAUCGGCGGCGACAUUGUCGAGGAACUGAUAGCGUCCAACCAGAAAGCCUUCGGUGGCGGUCAUAUCGAUUUUAGGGUUCUGAAUGUGGUUAGCAGUGACCUGCCCAGGGUUGAUCUCGUCUUUGUGCGCGACUGUUUUGUGCAUUUGCCUCUAGCCGAGGUGUUCAAGGCACUUGAUAAUAUAAAACGGAGCGGAGCAAAGUAUCUGCUUACAACGACAUUUCCUGGACACCCUGUCAAUAAUGAUGAAUUUUUGCUUGGUAUGUGGCGGACGCUGAAUCUGGAGAGGCCGCCGUUUGGGUUUCCAUCGCCGCUGAAGGUGAUUAAUGAACGGUGCACGGAGGCGUUUUUGGGGGAUUCUUUUACAGAUAAAAGUCUGGCCUUGUGGCCGUUGGAGGAUCUUUAA
This is a messenger RNA of Talaromyces atroroseus, 642 nucleotides long. RefSeq lists its product as hypothetical. The transcript has a single exon. The record is from RefSeq and is a predicted model, not a curated record. Lineage: Eukaryota; Fungi; Ascomycota; Eurotiomycetes; Eurotiales; Trichocomaceae. Bases 1 to 642 code for a protein of 213 amino acids.